Vicia faba (fava bean) is the source of this 954-nucleotide messenger RNA. Lineage: Eukaryota; Viridiplantae; Streptophyta; Magnoliopsida; Fabales; Fabaceae. The record is from the annotation of a GenBank genome assembly.
AUGCUUCACGUCUUCAGAGCCUCAAACUUAAUGUUCUGUGGAGAAUAUGAACUCGAGGAAGCUAGAACUUUUUCUAGGAAAAUACUUGAGAAAACCGUUUCAACAGGAAAAGGAGCCUUAUUUCAACAGAUAGAGCACGAGUUGAGUUUUCCAUGGUUUGCUCGGUUGGAUCAUUUAGAGCAUAGAGGGUGGAUACAAGAAACAGAAGCUAAUGUUUUAUGGAAAGGAAACACAUCAUACAACAGGGUAUCAGGUCUUUAUAACGAUGAAUUGCUACAACUUGCAACUCUAAACUUUGAGUUUAAGCAAUUGAUAUACAAAAAUGAGCUUACGGAACUUAAGAGGUGGGUUGAAAAGUGUGGUAUGAAUAAUAUGGGAUUUGGCAGAGAAAAAAGCACUUAUUGUUACUUUGUUGUUGCUGCUAGUUUAACAUCACUCCCUCAUGAUUCUUACGUACGAAUACUCAUAGCUAAAACUGCAAUUAUAAUCACAGUUGCUGAUGAUUUCUUUGACACUGUUGGUUCUCUCAAUGAACUAGAAAUCCUCACAGAAGCAGUUCAAAGAUGGGAUGCAAGAGGCCUAAGCAGCCACAACAAAGUUAUAUUUGAUGCACUUGAUGGUCUUGUGAGUGAAGCUUCUAGGAAAUAUCUCCAACAAGAAGGAACUUCUGAUGAUAUCUCAAGCAACUUUAAAGAUCUAUGGUACGAGACUUUCCUGUCAUGGCUCAUAGAAGCAAACUGGAGCAGAAAUAGACACAAACCAUCUAUUGAUUGUUACCUCGAAACAGGCAUGACUUCAGUUGGUGCAUCUCUCAUGGUGCUUUCAUCUUCAUGUUUUGUGAAACCAACCAAGAAACUUAGGCUAACACCAUAUGAACCAUUGACGAAACUAUUAAUGGUCAUUUCUCGUUUAUUAAAUGAUGUCGAGAGUUAUCAGCUUGAUGAACAUGGUUGA